UUACAUUAGUUUUAAAAUACUCUCAAAGCAAACAAUACAAAAUUCUUUGUAAUCAUGACCGACUUUCGCCCCAAAUUCGGGUCCAUUCGAAAGGAUAGGAUCGAGGAUCCCGAGGACCGACGAUACUUUGUCUAUCAGGUUUUUAUUCAAUUCAUCGUCUACACUGUACUGGCCUUUCUCCAAUGGCUUUGCAUACUUGCAAUAACAAGGCAUUUAAACGACGAAGUGAUCUUGAGCAACGAGUCGGCCAUGAUAGUGCUGUUCUUCAUGGGCCUGCUCUUCUUCCUGGUCUUCGCAGUCAGCCCACAGCUACGGCACCGGGUCUUCGCAAAUUGGCUGGUUACUUUCGUAAUAGUCGAGGCGCAGGUCUUGGCUGUCAGUCUGUUGGCUGUACGAAGCGAGUACCUUCUAAUGCUGAUUGGCUUUGUUGUCGUCCUCGUAGUCAUGGCUGUGGUCUUCAUAGUGGUAAUAUUUCUGCCGUUUGACCUCACGAAUUAUGGAACCCUAUUGUUUUUGUAUAGCCUCUGUGUGUUUGUAUUCUGCGUGUAUUGCAUCAUGUUUACCGUUGUCCUCGUCGUCCGCUGGCCGUUUUACUUGUUCAUCCUCGGCCAACUUUGCUUGGUGAUACCCAUUAUCGCAUAUCAUGAGCAAGCAAUACUGGGCAAGGGCGAGGUGAGGUCCAGCCUCCAUGAUGACAAGUUCUGUGCGCUGCUAUUGUUCCACGAUUUUCUAGCUCUGUUUUUGCCAACCUUUUACUGGUACUACUGGUAACCCGCCCGCUGCUACAAUCAAUAAAAGCCAUGAUUUACAUAUGCUCGCGCUCUGAGCAAACAA
Molecule: messenger RNA, 834 nt
Organism: Drosophila navojoa
Lineage: Eukaryota; Metazoa; Arthropoda; Insecta; Diptera; Drosophilidae
Source: RefSeq, a predicted model, not a curated record